AUGGAUGGCAGGCGAAAUCCAGUGCCUGUACUGGUUGUGCUCGCUAUAGUUCAGAUCGAAAAGCCGUCGACUGACUGCCUAUUUGAUGGGCGACAAUGGAAUACGGAAACAGGGAAAAAGCGAACGACGCAAGAAAUAACCUCGAUGAAUGGCCCGAAACUUGGACUCACAAACGUUCUCUUAUUAACACCGACUGUCGCCUUCGCAUUCCGUGUUUCCCUGAAAGAUAGUGAACGAAAAGCACGUUGA
Messenger RNA from Anisakis simplex (herring worm), 249 nucleotides. Lineage: Eukaryota; Metazoa; Nematoda; Chromadorea; Rhabditida; Anisakidae. The record is from the annotation of a GenBank genome assembly.